UUCAUUCUUACGACAUAAAGCUAUAUACAACUUUAAAAUAUGAAUUUUUUAAUUUGUUUCCUUUCACUUACAGUAACUGUGACCUAUGCAUUAGACAAACCAUACUACUAUUUAAAAGAUGCUCCUGCGUUAUUUGAAAAAUUUAUUAAAGACUAUGAUAGACAUUAUAAAAAUGAAGCUGAUAGGCAGGUGCACUACGAAGCAUUUGUUAAAAGUUUGAAAGAAAUCAAUAGAGCUAACGCGGAACAUCCAGGCACUGUUUUUGAUAUUAAUCUAUUUGCUGAUUAUACAGAAGAAGAAAAUGAGCAUCAUCUUGGCUUCGUUGAAGAUAAACAGAGAAAAAAAGUGGAUUUGUAUGAUUUUUUGCAUAAUUUGCAGAAUUAAAUAAAUUUCAAGAAAUGAAAACAAUUUAAAAUCUUUUCUCUUCGUCCAGAUAAAUCCUCUAAGAGUAAUGGCUAAACGUGAUAAUUAACUAAUAAACUAUGAUAUGGGUCAUGUACAGAUAUUUAAAUUAAAAAAUAAAUUUCAAUUUGUUGUCAUAGGUUAAAUUUAAAUUGUAAAUUGCCAUUGUCAUUAAAUUACUUAAGUACCUAAAAUAAAUGGUGGUUACACAAUUAGAAGUAGAAGCCUGUUUUUAUUUUUAAAGCAAAUAGGUCCUGAUAUUCGAUAUAAGAAACCUUAAAAUCAGACAAGAAUGUUGCGUCAGGAUGAUUUUCAUAAAGAUUAUAUAAUAAUUCUGGUACUUAAAAUAGACGAUGAGACUAUAAUAUUUAAAAAAAUAGGAGAAUCGUGUCUUACUAUCUUUUAAGAACCGUAAACAGUGGAAUCGCUUUUUUAAAACGAGAAGCCACAUAACAGUAUUUACAAAAUUACCAAGGAUUAUAACAGACUCUUUAAGGACGAAGCGGAUAGAGACGACCAUUUUCAGUCAUUCAUAAAUAUACAUAAUGGAUAGAAAAUUGUUGCAAAAGUAACCGAAACGUCGGGAGUAUGUCGUUUUUAUAAAAAAUAUAAAAUACGAGUAGUAUUCCGAAAA
Messenger RNA from Danaus plexippus (monarch butterfly), 1036 nucleotides. RefSeq lists its product as uncharacterized. The record is from RefSeq and is a predicted model, not a curated record. Bases 40 to 384 code for a protein of 114 amino acids. Lineage: Eukaryota; Metazoa; Arthropoda; Insecta; Lepidoptera; Nymphalidae. The transcript has 2 exons.